Messenger RNA from Leptomonas pyrrhocoris, 1910 nucleotides. RefSeq lists its product as hypothetical. The record is from RefSeq and is a predicted model, not a curated record. NCBI's taxonomy places the organism in Eukaryota, Euglenozoa, Kinetoplastea, Trypanosomatida, Trypanosomatidae. Gene Ontology annotation, molecular function: N,N-dimethylaniline monooxygenase activity; NADP binding; flavin adenine dinucleotide binding. The coding region runs from base 204 to 1910 and encodes 568 amino acids. The transcript has a single exon.
GCGGAAAAAGAACUUUUCGUUUUACACGACGCAACUCGAGCAGCUACACGGCUGUAUUUCCUGUCUACGCUACGCUUGCGUCUCACGCCGUAGUGGUAGUUGACGCAUACAGCAGGAGAAGAGAAAGCCCCCAACGCAUUCUUCUUGGCUUGCUGUGCUGCUAAGUGUGGGAGAAAUUGCCUUGGUGUCUGAGCGAUCAGGCGAUGCUAUCGUGUGCGGUGGUUGGGUGCGGCCCGGCGGGCAUGGCGGCGUGUACGGCGCUGCGCCAGAGUGGUCUCUUAGUCACCUGCUUCGACAUCGCCCCUGCACCGGGCGGUAUUUGGAGCAGCAACGCACGCGACGUCUUCUCCAGCCGCGGCGCCGUCUCCCCCAUUUAUCCGUCGAUGCGCUGCGUCCUGCCGAAGGAGCUGAUGUGCUUCAGCGACGUGCACUUCGACUUCACCGUGCCGCAGUUCCCCCAUCACACGGCGGUGCAGCACUACAUGCUGCAGUGCGCCUCUCAGAAGGGCGUGCGCGGGCUUACCCGCUUCAACACGAAGGUCGAAUCGGCGCGCUUCGAUCCGGUCGACCGGCUGUGGAAAAUUAUUUCGGUCAACGUGCUGAAUGGCGAUGUGAUGGAGUGGGCCUUUGACAAGGUCUGCGUGUGCACCGGGCAGACGCAGGAGGUGCGCUUCCCCGCCGGCCUGCGGGAGACUCUGGAGAGCUACGUGCGGGAGGGCGGGGAGGUGCACCACGCCGCACACGUGAAGGACUUCCGCUCCUUCCGCGGCAAACGCGUCGUCGUCGUCGGCGAUGGCGUCUCCGCCUACGACUACUGCAUGGAGCUGAAGCGCAUGGGAGCAACGGUGACGCACAGCACGAUGAUGCGGGGCGAUGCCGCAGCCACUGCUGUGGAGGCGGAGGGCGGUGGCUCCGAUCGCGGCGGUCCGUCCUUGACAUCGUCGCUGUGGAAGGAUGCCGCCCCUCAAACGGAUGCGAGGAGGGCAAAAGAGGUGUCCGAUGUGCGCGUGGCGACAGACGCAGCGACGCGCCUCGCAACUUUCAUGGCUCGCCUGCCGUGGUUGCGCAACGACGUGCACGCAGCGAACGAUGCGGUGCGCAAGUGGCUGCGGUACCGCAACACGCGUUUGGAGUCCAUCCCGACCGUUGGCCUCCCGAUGGGGAGUGAGGGGCGGGGCAUUCGCUUCCACGACGACCCGUCGCGAAGACAGAGUACGGAGGAAGUGGUGGCGGAGGCGAAGGCACGCGCCCAGCUCCGCAGUGGCCGGUCUUUUCCGUCCCCUUCUUCUGCUGCCCCUUCCGGUACUUUUAUGGAUCAGGUGGACGCCGUCAUCUGCGCAACGGGCUACACGCGGCGCUAUCCGUUUCUGCACCCGGACAUCCGCCGCGUGCUGGAGGCGGAAGGCCAGCCGCUGCUGACGUCCUCCGAUCCCGCCGAUACGGCGGCGGAGACGAGCAGCAGAGGCGCCGCUGGCCGCCACGGUUUGUAUCUCGGCGCGCUGUGGACCUCCGAGCCGUCACUGGCGAUCGUAGGGCAUCAGAAGGAGCUGCUGCCACCCUUCCUGCUGUUUGAAGCACAAUCGCGGUUUGUUGCCUACGCCUUCACCCAGCGUUUAUUGCUGCCGGACAGCGCAGCGGCCAUGCAGGCGAAGGAAGCGGAGCUGACGACGGAAAACCCACUCUUGAAGGACCUGUGCAAUCCGGACGGUCUCGGUCUGCACUCCGCCGUUUACUUCAACGUUCUCCAACAAGAGUUGGGCGUCAGCUCGCGAGACACGUACACCGCAAAAAUAAUGCAGCGUCAGCGGUGGCUGCUGUCCUCCACGCUGGUCUGCAUCUACCACAAAUUCCGUUCCAUGGCACCGCUCAAGCGCAAGCAGCAGCACCUGCUCUUCAGCAACAAGGUGUGA